Molecule: messenger RNA, 1134 nt
Organism: Apus apus (common swift)
Lineage: Eukaryota; Metazoa; Chordata; Aves; Apodiformes; Apodidae
Gene: DTD1
Product: D-aminoacyl-tRNA deacylase 1
Exons: 5
Coding region: 70-636 (188 amino acids)
Biological process (GO): tRNA metabolic process
Cellular component (GO): cytoplasm
Molecular function (GO): D-tyrosyl-tRNA(Tyr) deacylase activity
Source: RefSeq, a predicted model, not a curated record
CCUUCCUUCCCACCGCUCCGCGCCCCGCCACGCACCAGCGCCGGGGCUGCGCUGUGCGGCCGCGCCACCAUGAAGGCCAUCGUCCAGCGGGUGGCACAGGCCAGUGUGACAGUGGGUGGUGAACAAAUAAGUUCAAUAGGACGAGGCCUCUGUGUGCUGCUGGGCAUUUCUUUAGAAGAUACGCAAAGAGAGCUGGAGCACAUGGUUCGAAAGAUCUUGAACUUGAGAGUAUUUGAAGAUGAAAGUGGGAAGCACUGGUCCAAGAGCGUGAUGGAUAAACAGUAUGAAGUGUUGUGUGUGAGCCAAUUUACUCUCCAGUGCAUCCUGAAAGGAAACAAGCCAGACUACCACAUGGCAAUGCCCACAGAGCAGGCAGAGUGUUUUUAUAACAACUUCCUAGAGCAGCUAAGAAAAGCCUACAAACCAGAGCUUAUUAAAGAUGGCAAGUUUGGUGCCUACAUGCAGGUCCACAUCCAGAAUGAUGGUCCUGUAACAAUAGAACUGGAGUCUCCGGCUGCCACUGUCGACCCUAAACAGUUUCUCAUACAAAAGCUGCACUGGAUUUUUGAAGAGACCAGACAUUCAACUCAGCACCAGUCUUCAGUGACUUUGGAAAAGAAUGGAAAACAGAACUGAGAUUUUAGAAACCUGUACCAUUCUGUAUUGAAACAACCAAAGCGAUGUUAUCAGAUUCAGCUGUUGAUGUGUAGUAUCAAUAGUAAAAAGGACUAGUAACAUUUUUGUGUAUGUGUUUUCACAUGACUGCUGAAUAAGGGGUCACUGUAGGCAUAUUGUAGCAGAACAUUCACUAUCAGUACAUAAGCUCCAUUUAAAAAAUAAAUCAGGGUUUUUCCUUAGACUUGAAUUCUGAAAAUUAUCCAUGCAGGCUUGCAUUUUGAUUCUCACUCUUAUGGUGUCAUUUGCCACCUGUUUCCAUGGCAGCAUGUAGAUCUGUGCUGUGUAUGUUUUGGUAUAUUGUUCAGCUGUAACACCAGGUUAGGCAGUCCAGUAUUUCUGCAUGGAUUAAGUUAUUAAAAGGAAAGAUCAGCUGCUAGUUGUUUAUCACGUGGAAUACAUCUGUCUUGUAAACUUUUUUAAGAACAGAAAAGACUUUAUUAAACAAAUUAUACUAGC